AUGGCUAAAUUUCCCGUCGCCUUUGGCAAGCGGAAGUCAGCCGCAAACAAGGAACAUGUGGACGGUCAGGUUUCCUCGUUCCGCGUCCUGGAACGGACAGAAGUAGGAGAGGUGAAACCUUUCGAUAGUGGUUCUGGGUUAGGGCGACCAAUCACUACAACCACCGUACGACCUUACUCGCAAGUCGACAUGUUGGCCGAGGAAGACAACAUGUUUACCAGCUUGAAGAUAAACAGUGCAGUCUCAACCGCGCCGUCCUCCGCUACUCCGUCCGCGGACGUUAGCCACCCUCAGGCCGCGGAUGACGCUAGGAUAGCUAGAAAGCCCUUAUCGUCUGAUGCCAACCUCCCUCCGGUCCCCAAACCUCCUAGCUCCGGCUUCCUAAACCGUGCCGGACGUACUUUCUCCUUUGGCUCAAAGAAAAGCCAGCUUCCUCCGGUCAAAGACACACCACCCCCCGUCCCUGUCCAUUCUACCUUAUCUCGUCCUCGAGGUAUGACCACCACCUCUAUAGCUACAACCACCACAACGAGCACUGCAACACCGCCAAAGCUCGACGAUGAGGAGUUCAAUUUAGAUCUUGGUGGCGAUUUUGGCACAAUGUUCAAUGGCCUCGACAAACGUGCGAGCAUGGCAACGGUUCGAGACGCAAACUCGCAUGCCUUGCAGCCUCGGUCUCUCACAGACAACCGCAUCCCGCAAUCGGCGCAGGGCAACUCCCCGCGCCCUCCCCACUCCCCACAUUCGAUCAAUAGCGAUAAUUCCAACGAUGGUCUCCUCAAAUCCUCAGCCACCGACCCUCUCCCUUCCCUACCAAGGCAGGCCCCCCCUUCCGUCCAACGAUCCAAUCGGCCAUCCGACAUUAUCGAAGAUGAAGAUGCGAACUUGCUAAGGGAGUCUAUCGCUGCGAGCAAGUUCCUCACGACCCCCAGCGCUAGGGGAGGGCAGUCGAGCCGCCCCCGACGAGAUGAUGACACUUUUGUGGCGGGCUCGUCAUGGAAAACCGAGAAGAGUGGAAAUGACGAGAGCCUAUUCGAUAACAGCUUUCUUCAUGCAACUAGGGUAGCACACCGAUACGUAUCGCGGCCACCAAGCCCUCCUCGAAAUCGGGUGAUGACACCGGCGCAGUUCGAAAAGUACAAGCAGGAGAAGGAACGCAUCUCGGGGCAGAGGGGCGAUGAAGUGGGUGAGGUCAAGGAUGACGAGGAUGACGAGGAGAACUACGAAGACGACGACGAUGAGGUGGAGAAAUCGAAGCAGGCCGCCAAACAGCGAAGGAAGCAGGAAGCCCACAUGGCAGUGUAUCGCCAACAAAUGAUGAAGGUUACCGGGGAAUCAGCCAAUACUGCUCCGAAGCCUUCAUUGGCAACGUCCACACCCACGCCAGUUCCAGCCACAGUGUCCGACGGAUCAGACGAAGAUGAGGAAAUCCCUCUCGCAAUCCUCGCCGCCCAUGGCUUCCCGAAUAAGAACCGACCCCCUACGCGCCUCAGCACAGUGGCUUCGAACCCGAAUCUCCGCGCCUCCAUGAUAGCUAGCCAGCAGCCAUCCAGGCUCUCUGUAGCUGUGGGUGAGAAUGGCCCCUCGGCUGCUGGUUCCCGGGUAUCCCAGCUCCCCGCAUUUGCUAGGAAUCUCCCCCAGGACCCUUUCGUUGGUGCCGGCCUCGUCAGGAACUCCGCGAGGGAAUCCAUUGCGAUGGGCGGAGGCGCCCCGGCACCCACCCCGUCAACCUCGUUGCCGCCUGGUGGUUUGGUCGGGGUCAUCGCGAGCGAGGAAAGAUCGCGGGCCAUGCGGCGGGGUAGUCCCAACAUUGACGGUAAAUUGAUAAGCAAUGUGAAUGGGACCCCGGGCCUUAGUUUUGACCCCAUUGCGGGAAUUCCGCCACAGAUGAUGUACGGCAUGGGCAGCUCGCCCUCAAUGCCUCAUCUAACGCCGAUGGGAUAUUCUCAGCCAAUGCCACAAAUGAUGCUGACGCCAGGAGACCAAGCUCAAAUCCAGAUGACCCAGCAGAUGCAGCAGUUUAUGCAGAUGCAGAUGCAAUUCAUGCAGAUGAUGGCAACACAGCAAGGCGGUGCUGGACCCCGUCCGAACUCCUUUGUUGUGCCACCCGGAUCGGGUGAGAUGUCCUCACGACAUUCUUUUGUCGGAGGUGAUCUUGGAAUGGAGCCUCCGAGAUUGGACAACCGCAUGAGAACUAUGAGCAUGGUCCAACCCAGUUCUGCGUCAUGGAUCCAGCCGAUGGGUGGAUACGCUCCCUCCAUCCGUGUCCAAGGGGAUGGGUAUGCCCCUUCCAUUGCGCCCUCCGAGCGGAGCAAUAUUGGACUACCCGGUCGCUACCGCCCUGUAUCUCAAGCACCGCCGCCGCCUCACGAGGCAAUGCGUCGAGUUUCUACGAUGUCAGGGGCGCUUAGUUCCUGGGACGAGCCGCGGAACUCAGCCCCCGCUCCGGCACCGCCGCCGAAGAGCGGGAACAACUCGGAUGACGAUGACGAGGAGGGGUGGGUCGCGAUGAAGGCGAAGAGGGAGAAGAAGCGAUCUCUGUGGAAGUCGAAGAAGGGGCUAGGUGGCGGGCUCUCUGCCUUUAUAUCAUGA
Molecule: messenger RNA, 2592 nt
Organism: Scedosporium apiospermum
Lineage: Eukaryota; Fungi; Ascomycota; Sordariomycetes; Microascales; Microascaceae
Exons: 2
Coding region: 1-2592 (863 amino acids)
Source: RefSeq, a predicted model, not a curated record